UAAAUAACUGGUGUAGAUAUCUGCCUUUUGUGCUAACCUUUUCUCUCACUCGCACAAUUGCAUCAGAAAAAAUAUUCUCACUCUAACGUGUGCCGUGUGUACGGAGUUUGUGUCAUUGCCAUCAUUUUUCACUUGGUGUAUAUUUUUAAUAUUGUCUACUCCUUUCAACCAUCUAAAUGCACAGGAAUAAACGAGACAGAAAUAUGAGGAGAAAAAAUUUAGAAUUUUUGAUGGCAGUAGCAACGGCAGCCUAGCAGCAGCAGACAAAUAUUUCUCAUGGAAUUUUUAAAAACCACAAAUUAGUGAAUUACUUUUCAUGAAUUUAUCUUAUGUCACAUCCUAAGUAACUGUAUAGUAAACAAAUUGUGUGAAACUGUUAAAGUAAUAACCGUAAAUUGUGUAUUCAUUCAACUUUAUCGGUGUUGAAAGUUUUCCUUUUCUUUUCUUUCUUUUUUUCUUGUGAAAGAAACUACUGAAGUUGGUCGAUUUGCCUGCCGUGGUUUUGUGGUGGCGGUGUUGUGUUGUUCUUUUUUUUUUUGGUGGCUUCUUUAAUGAAUCCAACAAUUUGCUUACGCAACAAUAAAGCAACUCACUGUAAACAGUUAAAUUAAAUCCAGUGCAAUUAAAUCAGCAUUUUUAAGUGUUUUGUGACAAAUUGUGUUGCAAUACUUUUGUGUAUAAAUAUCUAAUUUGUUUAAGGUUCAAAAAAAAACAGGAAAAAAUAAAAUCAAUUACAAAGAAUUGCAUAAAUUUAAAUGCAAAGCAAAUUAAGAAAAAAAUAUAAUAUAAAAUAAGAAAAGUGUUAAAGUUAAGUUGAUGAAAAAGAUAACACAAAAAGAAAAUAAAUAUAAAUUAAUUUUGUUAAAAAUAACAUAAAAUGUAUCGGCAUCGUAGUUUCGUGUGUUUAUUUCUUAAUGUAAAAGAUUUGAAAAGAACUUUGGUUCAGUCGAGUUUGUUAAGUAUUUUUUUGUGAAUAACGAGUACAAUUCAUUUUUCCGAACAAACUAGUUCUUUUCUUCCUAUAAGUAACGGUUUUGUGUAAAAUUCUGUGAAAAUACUAAAAUUCUGUAAAACGUUUCGUUAAUGGUCAUUCAAAUACAACAAAAAAUAAAAUUAAAAUAAAUGCAGGCCUUCUGUCUUUUCGUUUAACUUAAAAAGGUUUGUUUAGAAUAAAAUAGAAAGAAAAACAAAAAAAGUGAAAAUAAUAUCACUUGAAAAAAUAAAAUAAUUGUUAACUAAUUUACAAAAAAAAAAAUAAUACAUAUUUGUAAUAGUUAUACAUUUCUAAUUCUAAUCUAAAAGUUAUUUAAUACUUUAUGAGAAAAGUAUUAAAUAAUCAACUUCAGUGCUAAAUAAAAAAAUAAAACAUAAAUUAAAGUGAACAAUUUAAUUAAUUAUUAAAAUACUCAAUUAAACUAAUAAUAUAUAUUAAAAGAUUUAUAACAAAUCUUUAUAUUCAAUAAAAUAACUUUUCGUGUUCAAGGAGAAAAUAACAAAGAACAGAUUUUAAAUGUAUCGACUCGAUGAUACUAGCGGUGCCGCUAUGGAUAAAACAAAGCAAAAAUUGUCGGCGGCAUAUGUGUCGGGUGCAGCUGGUGCUGAAUCGGGGCGCCAGCGACACGCACCUCUUUAUGGACGAUUUGUUGUUGAAGAAGAUCUACCCGCCACACAUCGAGAUGUUAUGCAUCACCGAUCGAGUCCGACAUCAUCAUCGGAAGUUCGAGCGAUGCAAGCUCGAAUACCAACACAUUUUCGAGAUCCAGCUACAGCACCCUUACGAAAGCUCAGUGUGGAUUUGAUAAAAACAUAUAAACACAUAAAUGAGGUGUAUUAUGCGAAAAAGAAAAGACGAGCUCAACAAACCCAAGGCGAAGAUGAUUCUUCAAAUAAAAAAGAACGUAAACUAUACAAUGACGGCUAUGACGACGAUAAUCAUGAUUAUAUAAUAAAAAACGGCGAAAAGUUCUUAGAUCGAUAUGAAAUUGAUUCGUUAAUCGGCAAAGGCAGUUUUGGACAAGUGGUUAAGGCAUAUGACCACGAAGAGCAGUGCCAUGUGGCGAUUAAGAUUAUUAAGAAUAAAAAACCGUUCCUAAAUCAGGCACAAAUAGAAGUUAAAUUGCUUGAGAUGAUGAAUCGAGCCGAUGCAGAAAACAAAUAUUAUAUAGUUAAACUAAAACGACAUUUUAUGUGGCGCAAUCACUUAUGUCUGGUUUUUGAACUGCUAUCCUAUAAUUUAUACGAUCUAUUACGGAAUACAAAUUUCCGUGGUGUUUCAUUAAAUCUAACGCGAAAAUUCGCCCAACAGCUGUGCACUGCUCUACUCUUUUUGAGUACACCAGGACUGAAUAUAAUACACUGUGAUCUUAAGCCCGAAAAUAUUUUACUCUGUAAUCCAAAACGAUCAGCAAUCAAAAUUGUCGAUUUUGGUAGUUCUUGUCAAUUGGGACAGCGGAUAUACCAAUACAUUCAAUCACGUUUCUAUCGAUCGCCGGAAGUAUUGCUUGGAAUACCAUAUGAUCUAGCCAUUGACAUGUGGUCACUGGGCUGCAUAUUGGUUGAAAUGCAUACUGGCGAACCAUUAUUCUCUGGCUGCAACGAGGUCGAUCAAAUGAACAAAAUUGUCGAAGUUUUAGGUAUGCCACCUAAAUAUCUGCUCGAUCAAGCGCACAAGACACGAAAGUUCUUUGACAGAACUACCUCCGACGGUACAUAUGUGUUGAAAAAGAGUGUGCAUCGUAAGUACAAACCGCCGGGCUCAAGAAAACUACACGACAUUCUUGGUGUUGAAACUGGCGGUCCUGGUGGCAGAAGAUUGGAUGAACCCGGACAUUCAGUGGCAGAUUAUUUAAAAUUCAAAGACUUGAUCCUGCGAAUGUUGGACUUUGAUCCAAAAACACGUGUCACACCUUACUAUGCCUUGCAACAUAAUUUCUUUAAGCGAACAACGGACGAAGGCACAAAUACCGCGGGUAGCAUAGCAGCAUCAUCACCGGCAGCAGUAGCAGCGGCGACAGCGUUAGCAGCGGCGCAACAGCAACAUCAAGAACAACAGAGUCACGGUUUGCUUUUACACCCAAGUGCUCAUUCCUCAUCUUCAUCAUCAGCAUCUUCUGGUAUUCAUCAAUCAAACAACAUAAACAGCGGUGGACACUCCAUUUCAAGUUCAAUGCCCCAACGAUCAAUGGUACAAUUUCCGAUGAUGAAAAUUUACGAUUCACAAUCACAGCAACAACAGGCGGCGGCACUUCUUGCAGCACAACAAGGGUUGCAAUCAUUGUUGUCGCCGCCAUCAUCAGGCAAUUCAAGUUCAUCCGGGUCAGCUACCUCACAAAAUAGCGCUUCCUGCCAACCGAUAACAUCUUCUGGCAACAGUUAUCCACACGCAAUGGAUUGUGAUCCACCUGCUCCACAUCCACCACCAGCAUCACUGCUACCGCCAUCACGAUAUAGUUCCUCAAACCAAGGACAUUUACAUCAUAUCAAUAGCUCAUCAAUUAUCGGAAGUAACUCCAGUGGUAACAACAGAUCUAAAUAUCAACGGAUAUGUGAUCACUUAGCUACUGAUCGUUCUAUGCCAGGCUCAAAUUUAGUGUCGUCUUCUUCAUCUUCAUCGUCGUCAACACCCUCCGUACACAACAAAGCAUUAGUGCCGCAAAUUCAAAGCUACGCUCCAGUAUCUUUGCCAAUUGACCUUGGACAAUCUUUGGCCACAUCCCAUCUUAUGAUGACCGAUUCCAGUGUAAUUUCUGCAUCAGCAGCUGGAAACCUAACAUCGGGUCCUACAAGUUUCUCCUAUGGAAGCAGUCAUCAUUUAUUUGGCAUGGGAACAAGUUUCACAGACACCACAAGCCCGCCUAGCAGUCUUAUCAAUCAUCAAGGAAAAGUCAUUCGAAUGAAUCCUCCUACAAGCUCUGGACCACCGUCAAUAAUUAGUGAAAGAAGUAGUGGGAAUCAAAUUCACAGUGGCGGUGGAAGUAAUGUUGGUUCAACUGCUGGUGGCAAUGGCGGUGAUGGAUCUUCGCCAAUGGUCGGUGUUUGUGUUCAACAGAGUCCAGUAGUUAUACAUUAAAUCUGUUCUAAGUUAAAAAUAAUUUCUAAGUCUUAAAACUUGUAAAUCAAUUUAUUUAAAACAAAAAAAAAACAUAACCCAUCGCUUCUUGAGCAAAAAAUGUUCAUUUUAAUUUGAUAGACAAAACAAAAACAAACCGAAAAACUUUAAAUAAGCCUGUGAAUCCUUGUUAUAUGUUUAAAAACACAUUAUUUUACCAUUGUUUUUAGUUUAAUUAGUUUGAAUUACAUUUUCUGAUAACUAAAAAAUCUUUAGCUGCACUCAAAACCAUCCGUCCAGUUGAGUUACUUGUACACAAUAGAUUUUUUUAUAAACGAGUGUGUUAGCAUAUAAGCAAACGUAAUAAGUUAAAAAAAACUUGGAUAAAGACGUCUAAAAAUAUCAAAUAAAAACUAUCUUAAUCUAUGUUCCAACAUAUGCUCAAGUCAAGAUUUUAAAAUAAGGCUUAAUUUCAAAUUUCUAAAGAUGUUGAUGAUUUUUUUUAAUUCUCGAACGUUUUUAAUUGCGAUUGUUUAUUUUUAGAAUUUUUUUCGAAUUAAAAAUUUUGCAUAAAAAAGGUAACCAUUUUGUGACAUUGUUCAGAUCAGAUCUUUAUUUUACAAGGCCCAGCGUUAAAAAUUUUGUAUUAUGAAAGGCAACAAAAAUGAUGUGCAAUAUACUAUAACUGUGCAGAUGAAAUAUCAAGUGGUCCAAUAAAUUUAAAAAGAUAAUUAAUGUAAUGUGACUGUUUAAUUCCUAUGCUUCUAUCAAGAAUUGUUUUUUACAUUUUUUAUUAUUUUGACCAAUUUUUUCGUGUAACUAUUCCACUAUUUUUUAUUAGUCUGUUUUAGUCUAUUUAAAGAGAAUGCGAAUUAAAUAAGUUUUAUCCCAUUAUUUUUCCCAACGUUUCGUAAGUGUUUCUUACUUCUUCAGAGGUACAUAUAAUUAUUCAAUUUAAUUUUUCAAAACUUAACAUAUAAUUCACUUCUCUUCUGCUCCUAUUGUAUAUUACCCGGAAACGGCAAAACUCAAAUUUGACAAUUAAUACUUAUAUCACGGCUGGGCAUCAGGUAACAUUAUAUUCUUCUACGAAAUUAAUUCUCGGUUAUAUUUUCAAGGAAACAAAAUUCUCCUUAAGAUUCACUGGAGGGUGAAUUAUGUUUAAAUUCAGCACAAAAAUUGAAAUUGAAAAUUAGUUACAUAAUUUGUUGAAAUAAGUACUUCAAAUGAAGCUAAGACAUCAGAUUAGGCCUUAAAAUUUGCUCUUUAUUAAGAGUUGAAAAUGCAUUGAUUCGAGUCGAUAUGAAAUUUUCUCAGGUAUAAAGAAUAGAUUACUUGAAUGAACAAAUGUGUUUUAUUCAAGAAAUGUUAAAUAUUUGACAUAAUACGUAGUUUAAAAUAAUUAAGUUGUGGUUUCGUAUCCAUUAAUCGGUACAAAAUUUUCAUUCAUAGUUGAUUUUCACUUUCAAAAAAAAAAGAAAAGUAAAAUUGUAAAUUAAACUGCCAACGUAAUUUUUUUUUUAAUUUUAUCUAUUUUCUUGCCAUAUUUUAUGUUCAUCUUUACAUGUUUUUAAUUAUAUUCAAUUUUUUUUAAACUUAUUUAAUCCAAUAUAAAAAUCUUAAACUAAACGUAUGCUAAAUGCUAACAUCCUCCGAAACAAAACAGUAUACAUUGUAAACAAAAUUA
Episyrphus balteatus (marmalade hoverfly) is the source of this 5735-nucleotide messenger RNA. RefSeq names its product serine/threonine-protein kinase minibrain (gene mnb). Gene Ontology annotation, molecular function: transcription coactivator activity; protein serine/threonine kinase activity; protein serine/threonine/tyrosine kinase activity. Gene Ontology annotation, cellular component: nucleus. The transcript is spliced from 9 exons. Lineage: Eukaryota; Metazoa; Arthropoda; Insecta; Diptera; Syrphidae. Gene Ontology annotation, biological process: peptidyl-serine phosphorylation; peptidyl-threonine phosphorylation; protein autophosphorylation. The record is from RefSeq and is a predicted model, not a curated record. The coding region runs from base 1511 to 4069 and encodes 852 amino acids.